This is a messenger RNA of Capsicum annuum, 2094 nucleotides long. RefSeq names its product serine carboxypeptidase-like 17. The transcript has 15 exons. Bases 835 to 1902 code for a protein of 355 amino acids. Lineage: Eukaryota; Viridiplantae; Streptophyta; Magnoliopsida; Solanales; Solanaceae. Gene Ontology annotation, molecular function: acyltransferase activity, transferring groups other than amino-acyl groups; serine-type carboxypeptidase activity. The record is from RefSeq and is a predicted model, not a curated record. Gene Ontology annotation, biological process: proteolysis; secondary metabolic process.
CAACGCAUAUUAAUUCUCGAGCAAACGCCGACUAAAUUUCAUAUCCAGCCGAACGUACAUAAAAUUGAGAUAAAGUUAUAGCAGCUGGUUCACUAGUGAAGUUUCUUCCAGGAUUUCAAGGACCGCUUCCUUUUGCACUUGAAACUGGGUAUGUUGGAGUUGGUGAUGUUGAAGAUGUGCAACUGUUUUACUAUUUUAUAAAGUCGGAGUCGAAUCCAGAAUCAGAUCCUGUUCUACUUUGGAUCACAGGAGGCCCUGGUUGCUCUGCUCUAUCUGGCCUUAUCUAUGAGAUUGAGUGUUGGCCAGUUGCAAAAAUGAGCAUGUUGAGAUAGAUGUGUGGACAUACUAGGAGAGAUAAGAUUAAGAAUGAAAAGACAAGAUGGAAGUGAUCUCUGUGGUGGACAAGAUAAGGGAAGUAAGAUUGAGAUGGUUUGAACAUGUGAAGAGGAGAUGCGCAGAUGCCCUAGUGAGCGGGUGUGAGAGGUUGACAAUGGUGAUGGGUAUGAGGAGAGGUAGAAACUGAAGACGUAUUAGGGAGACGUGAUUGCCCUGUGUUUGUUGUACAGUCUACAUACACUCUACCCUGCCCAGUCUCCACUUGUGGGAUUACAUCAGGUAUGUUGUUGUUGUUGAUGAGGCCUCAAGCUAAUUAGGAAGAAGAUUUUGGGUCCGAUCAUUGACAACUUGGACUAGAAAGCGUUAGUAGUUGAUUUGGAUCAUAAAAGUUUCUAGCUUCUUGCAAGCAAUUAAGUUACUCUCUAAACCUGUUUUAACUAUGAAUAUGAAGGACCAAUAACAUUUGAGCCAGUAGAAUAUAAUGGGAGUUUCCCUACAAUGAUACUGAAUCCUUACUCAUGGACAAAGGCCGCGAGCAUUAUUUUUCUAGACUUUCCAGUGGGCACUGGAUUUUCCUACGCGGCUACUCCAGCAGCUCAACAAUCAUCUGAUUUAAAAUCAAGUGAUCAUGCAUAUCAGUUCCUUCACAAGUGGUUCAUUCAUCAUCCAGAAUUUCUAAGGAAUCCAUUAUAUGUUGCUGGAGACUCGUACUCUGGGAUGUUUGUUCCUAUCAUAACUCAAAUUAUAGCAAUUAAAAAUGAUAUGGAAAUCAAACCAUUUAUCAAUCUUAAGGGAUAUUUACUCGGAAAUCCGUUGACUUUCAAAGGUGAAGACAAUUAUGAGAUUCCAUAUGCUCAUGGAAUGGGACUUAUUUCUGAUGAAUUCUAUGAGUCCUUGAAGAUCAAUUGUAAAGGAGAAUACCUUGAUAUAAAUCCAAGCAAUGCAAUGUGUUUGCAAGAUGUUCAAACUUUUAAAGAGCUUCUCAAAGGAAUUAAUGAACCCCAUAUUUUGGAGCCCAAAUGUGAGUUUGUUUCACCAAAGCCACACUUACUGUUUGGUCAAAGAAGAUCUCUUGAUGAAAAGUUUCAUCAACUUAAAAAUCCUGAACAACUUCCUGCACUAAAAUGUCGCAAUGAUUGGUACAAACAUUCUUAUCAUUGGGCCGAUGAUGGUCAAGAUAGAGACGCCCUCAACAUUCGGAAGGAUACUGUCGGAAAAUGGGAGAGAUGUGCAAGUAAUUUGAAAUACCAAAAGACAGUCAUGAGUACCAUACCAUAUCAUGCGAGCCUCAGUAGCAAAGGUUACAGAUCUCUUAUAUACAGUGGAGAUCAUGACAAGGUUGUAAGCUUCCAAUCAACUCAAGCAUGGAUAAAAUCUCUUAACUACUCCAUUGUUGAUGAUUGGCGAACUUGGACUGUUGACAAUCAAGUUGCCGGUUACACGAGAAGUUACUCUAAUCAGAUGACAUUUGCCACAGUGAAGGGAGCAGGGCAUACUGCACCAGAAUAUAAGCCUCGCGAAUGUCUGGCCAUGCUCACAAGGUGGAUAUCAUACCAGCCCUUGUAAUCAACAAAUGUGUUAAUUGGUAAUUAUAAAGAUUCCAUUGUGUUGACAUUGUUUAAGACAUCAAUGUAUAAAAACUUAAAUUCCAUUAUGGUUAAUGCCAUUUUAAGCUCCAUAUAGGAUAAUCUUGAUUAAGAAUACUUGUCAAGGUAAGUACCACAUAAAUUAUUAGGAGAAGGUGCAAAUUUGGCCUCA